Messenger RNA from Pyricularia oryzae 70-15, 741 nucleotides. RefSeq names its product spherulin-1B. The record is from RefSeq and is a predicted model, not a curated record. Gene Ontology annotation, molecular function: manganese ion binding. Gene Ontology annotation, cellular component: cell wall. The coding region runs from base 1 to 741 and encodes 246 amino acids. Lineage: Eukaryota; Fungi; Ascomycota; Sordariomycetes; Magnaporthales; Pyriculariaceae. The transcript has 3 exons.
AUGCGUCACAUCUCGGCUUUUACAGUCCCCAGCUUUCUUUCUAUCUUUGCGAUACUAGCUUCGGCUCAAGCGUCCCCAAAACCGACGGAAUGUUCGGCGCUUAGCGGAGACGCAACCUCGACUCUAGCAGCCCGCUGCACGCCUCACGCCGCCGACCGGUUUACUCUUCUCCCGGACGAUUCUCAGUUUGUGUUCAACUUCAACCAAACCCAGGAAGGCGCCGGCGAUGGCGGCAUGCUUGUAGUCGCAAACCGCAAAACCUUUCCCGCCUUGGUCGGGACGGGUUCUGGGAUGGCCGUUGGUCGUGUGGGACCUUGUGGCCUUAACACCUUCCACACCCACCCCCGAUCGGCAGAGCUGCAACUGGUCGUGCAAGGACGUCUGGUUACUGAAAUGAUGCCCGAAAACGGAAUCGUGGACGGCGAAGGAAAGCCCCGCGUCAUUAAGAACGAGAUUGGAACUUACCAAAUGACGCCCUUUUAUCAAGGUUCGGUUCACACGCAGUUCAACCCUGAUUGUUCCGAUGCCGUCUUCGUAGCUGCUUUUUCCAGCGAGGAUCCCGGCGCCGGCCAGGUGGUCGAGCAGACGAUCGCGUUCACGGACGACCUGAUCGCCGCCGCGUUCGGGCAGUCGAUUUCUGGCGAAAACCUCGAGGCUGUGCGCAAGGCGAUUCCCAGUAGCAUUGCUUUUGGGGUCGAAAGCUGCCUGGAAAGGUGCGGUAUUGAGAAGAAAUCGAUGUGA